AUGGGCGUCCGCAGCAAAGCCACAGCCCUCGGCGGCACGGGCGUCCGCAACAAAGCCACAGCCCUCGGUGGCACGGGCGUCCGAAACAAAGCCGCAGCCCUCGGUGGCACGGGCGUCCGCAAUAAACCCCUAGCCCUCGGCAGUAUGGGCGUCCACGACAAAGCCACAGCCCUCGGUGGUACGGGCGUCCGCGACAAAGCCACAGCCCUCGGUGGCACGAGUGUCCGUGACAAAGCCACAGCCCUCGGUGGCACGAGCGUCCGUGACAAAGCCACAGUCCUCGGCGGCACGAACGUCCGUGACAAAGCCACAGCCCUCGGUCGCACGGGCGGCCGCGACAAAGCCACAGCCCUCGGUGGCACGAGCAUCCGCGACAAAGCCACAGUCCUCGGCGGCACGGACGUCUGCAACAAAGCUAGAGCCCCCGACAGUACGGGCGUCUACGACAAAGUCACAACCCUCGGCGGUACGGGCGUCUGCGACAAAGCCACAGCCCUCGGCGACGCGAACGUCCGCAACAAAGCCACAGCCCUCGGCGCCACAGCGAGGCUGAGGAGAGGGUAG
Pollicipes pollicipes is the source of this 564-nucleotide messenger RNA. Its product is annotated as KH domain-containing protein 3-like. The transcript has a single exon. The coding region runs from base 1 to 564 and encodes 187 amino acids. Lineage: Eukaryota; Metazoa; Arthropoda; Thecostraca; Pollicipedomorpha; Pollicipedidae. The record is from RefSeq and is a predicted model, not a curated record.